GUCGUCGUCGUCGUCGUUUCUCUCGUCUGUGCAGUUCUGGUCGUCGCCCAGUUGGUUGGUGCUGUAUAGUAGAUAAUUGAAAAAAAAAAAAAAUAAUAAUAAAUAAAACACCAGAUAAGUGAAAAAUUAACAAAUGGCUCUACUUGCCAGGAACGUUUGCAAGGUGUUCGGCCAGGUGCCGUUAAAAGGUUCAGCCAGGGCAAUUCAUGUUGGUUCUGUGCGUUUUCAAGAAGCUGAACCAGAACACAAAUUAAAGUGUACAUUAAUCCCUGGAGAUGGUGUGGGGCCCGAGUUGGUUGUUUCAGUGCAGAAUGUAUUCAAAGCAGCUGGGGUGCCAGUCGAUUUUGAACCAUACUUUCUGUCAGAAGUUAACCCAACACUUAGUGCUCCUCUGGAGCAAGUAUCCAGCAGUAUCGCUAGAAAUAAAGUGUGUCUCAAAGGUAUUCUUGCGACUCCCGAUUUUUCGCAUACGGGUGAACUACAGACCCUCAAUAUGAAGUUGAGAAAAGAGCUUGACCUAUAUUCGAAUGUUGUGCACGUUAAAUCUUUGCCUGGUGUAAAAUCAAAACACCAAAACGUUGACUGCGUCAUUAUUCGAGAGCAAACGGAAGGUGAGUACUCGGCAUUAGAGCACGAGUCGGUUCCAGGUGUUGUUGAGUGUUUAAAAAUUGUCACUGCUACAAAAAGUCAAAGAAUCGCCAAGUUCGCCUUUGACUAUGCCGUUAAAAAUGGUCGCAAAAAGGUGACAUGUGUCCAUAAAGCUAACAUUAUGAAGCUUGGAGAUGGUCUGUUUUUGAAGUCAUGUCAAGAAAUUGCUAAAUUGUAUCCUAGGAUCCUGUUUGAGACUAUGAUUGUAGACAACUGUACCAUGCAAAUGGUAUCCAAUCCUCAUCAAUUUGAUGUAAUGGUAACACCAAAUCUGUAUGGUAAUAUUGUUGAUAAUCUCGCAUCUGGCUUGGUUGGAGGUGCUGGUGUCGUUGCUGGAGCGAGUUACAGUGCUGAGUGCGUCGUAUUUGAACCGGGCGCAAGGCAUACAUACUCAGAGGCUGUCGGCAAAAACCUUGCCAACCCGACCGCGAUGCUCCUGUGCUCUGUGAAGCUACUCAACCACCUCAAUCUCAAGCCCUAUGCCGAUCUCAUCAGAGAUGCGGUGAACCGCGUGCUGAGCGACGGCAAAUGCCGCACCAAAGAUUUGGGAGGGCAGAAUUCGACGACCGAUUUUACACAUGCCGUGAUCCAAAAUCUGCGUUAAUUUUUCAAUAUUGUAGAUAAUUAAUGAGUUCAAGGACUACCGUUCCCAAACGAAACUCAGUAGGAAAUUAAUUAGGGCAAAAAAAAUUGUUUAAUGCGUCACUUAAUGAAAGCCCUUUGCAUUUGGUCAUCAAAUGCCGCUAUUACCUAGUAUUUUCAACGAAUCUUAUUAAUGAACACCAGAAAUAAGAUUUUUCGACAUAAACCCAUAACAUAAACAUUUGCUGAUGACCUUUGUAUAAGCUUUGACGUCGUGAGUGAUUUUACUGAUAAUAGAAAUAAUAAGAUAAGAAAAAGUAUUUUAAUGUUCAAAACCAAAGCUGCUGUGAAAAAAAAAGGAAAAGAUCGGUGACAUUAUUGACGAUCUACUCUCCGUUUGUUGUUUCCUAGAACCAUUGUAACAUACGCGAAUUGUAUCAUAAUAAAUUAAAAUUGUACUCUGA
This is a messenger RNA of Copidosoma floridanum, 1694 nucleotides long. It is a transcript of the gene Idh3b, whose product is annotated as isocitrate dehydrogenase [NAD] subunit beta, mitochondrial. Gene Ontology annotation, molecular function: oxidoreductase activity, acting on the CH-OH group of donors, NAD or NADP as acceptor; NAD binding; magnesium ion binding. NCBI's taxonomy places the organism in Eukaryota, Metazoa, Arthropoda, Insecta, Hymenoptera, Encyrtidae. Gene Ontology annotation, cellular component: mitochondrion. Gene Ontology annotation, biological process: isocitrate metabolic process; tricarboxylic acid cycle. The record is from RefSeq and is a predicted model, not a curated record.